Messenger RNA from Pyrus x bretschneideri (Chinese white pear), 2415 nucleotides. Its product is annotated as sorting nexin 2B. Gene Ontology annotation, molecular function: phosphatidylinositol binding. The record is from RefSeq and is a predicted model, not a curated record. NCBI's taxonomy places the organism in Eukaryota, Viridiplantae, Streptophyta, Magnoliopsida, Rosales, Rosaceae.
UCGUCAUUCGACAUUCCAGUUCAAGUAAAAACAAGUACUCCGCAACACUUCAAACCCGAAAACAUAAUCCCAUUCAAAAGGUCCCGAAUCCAACGAACUAAACCCGCCGUCCUUUUGGCUCACGGAUUUAUCGUUCUUUCUCAGCGGUAGGCACACCCUUCAUGCCCACGUGUCUCUCCCUCGCCCUCAUCCUCCCCAUUCGAUCGUCUUCCCCACGCUGCCACCUCUGCCAAAUUCCAGUCAAGUCUUCCAACUUCUGCAACUCCCCAAAAACCCCUAAAUGCCCCUCAAUUCUUAGACUAAUUACUUCCUCCUCCAACUCUUUUCUUCUUCUCCUAUCGGUUUUGUUCCGGUGAAGGAACGAGAUGAUGGGCUCUGAGAACCGGGGCUCUGACGAAGCCCACCUCCACGCGCCCAAAGAAGAAAUGGAGGAUCUCGUCCUCUACGGUCAAUUGAAUGGCAAUAAAUCGUACUCGAAUUAUCGCAGCGCCAUGUCGUCGCUCUCCGAUACGACACACCCCCUCUCGUCGUCGCCGUCCUCCUCCCAGAUCGUCUCCGCCGCCGCCUCCGCCACCACCACCGCAACAACGCCAGCCGACGCCGAUCCCCUUUUUGCGCCCUCACCGUAUCUCGAUCUGCGAAACCCUAGCUCGGACCCUGAUAACUCCACGUACCUCGAUACGCCUUCGUACACCGACGUGGCCUUCAGCCCCUUCGAUGCCGCAACCGCCGCCGAAAUCAACGGCAUCGAGAGCCCCGGCAAGAGCUCCGACAACUCGAGCUCGUACUCUCUCUCGCGAUCUCCGUCUUCCUCUUCCGAGUACCUAAAAAUCACGGUCUCGAAUCCUCAGAAGGAGCAGGAAGGCGCGAAUUCGAUCGUUCCGGGAGCUAACACAUACGUCACGUACCUGAUCAAGACUCGGACGAACAUUCCGGACUUCGGCGGAUCGGAAUUCGGUGUCCGGCGGCGGUUUCGGGACGUGGUGACGUUAUCGGACCGGUUGGCGGAGUCGUACAGAGGGUUCUUUAUACCGCCAAGGCCGGACAAGAGCGUGGUGGAGAGUCAGGUGAUGCAGAAACAGGAGUUCGUGGAGCAGAGAAGAGUGGCGUUGGAGAAGUACUUGAGGCGAUUGGCUUCGCACCCGGUGAUCAAGAGAAGCGAUGAAUUGAAGGUGUUUUUGCAGGUGCAGGGGAAGCUUCCCCUGGCAUUAACCACUGAUAUGGCGUCUAGGAUGCUUGAUGGGGCGGUGAAGCUUCCUAAGCAGUUGUUUGGGGAGAGUGGGGCGGUACUGGCGCCUCACGAGGUGGUUCAGCCUGCGAAAGGCGGCAGGGAUUUGUUGAGGUUGUUCAAGGAGUUGAAGCAGUCUGUAGCUAAUGAUUGGGGAGCUUCGAGGCCGCUGGUGGGGGAGGAGGAUAAGGAGUUUUUAGAAAAGAAAGUGAAGAUGAGCGAGCUGGAGCAACAGCUCAGCAAUGCAUCUCAGCAGGUAAUGCCUGAAUCACUUGUUAAAGCUCAACAAGACAUGGGAGAGACGUUGGGAGAGUUAGGACUAGCGUUUAUUAAGCUGACCAAAUUUGAGAACGAGGAGGCCUUGUUCAGCUCUCAGAGAGUGCGGGCUGCCGACAUGAAGAAUGUGGCAACUGCUGCAGUCAAAGCCAGCAGAUUCUAUCGGGAGUUAAAUGCUCAAACCGUCAAGCAUUUGGAUACAUUUCAUGAAUAUCUCGGGCUAAUGUUAGCUGUCAACGGUGCAUUCUCAGAUAGGUCAAGUGCUCUGUUGACAGUGCAGACUCUUCUAUCAGAAUUGGGUUCGCUGCAAUCACGAGCCGAAAAACUUGAAGUUCAAUCCAAUAAAAUAUUUGGUGGUGACAAAUCAAGGAUUCGCAAGCUAGAAGAGUUAAAUGAAACCAUAAGAGUCACCGAGGAUGCUAAAAAUGUAGCAAUCAGAGAAUAUGAGCGGAUCAAGGAAAAUAACAGGAGUGAACUUGAAAGACUUGACAACGAGAGGCACACUGACUUCUUGAACAUGUUGAAGGGAUUUGUGCAUAAUCAGGUGGGAUAUGCCGAAAAGAUAGCAAAUGUGUGGUCAAAUGUUGCAGAGGAGACCAGUCCGUAUGCGAAAGAGAGCCCUUGAACCUUAUGUCUGUAAAUGAAAUUUUCACUUCUUUUUUUCUUCAUAUUUAUAUUGAUACCCACUUCAUAGUAAAUUGCAUUACAUUCAUUAGAAUAAAACGAUAAAAAUGGAGCUCCGGGUAGUUUAUAAACUUUAACCUUCCCAAAGUUGUAUCUGUUAGAUAGAUAAUCACACGAUUUUAGAGUUGAUGCUGUAAAUUGCUUGCUACUUGUUUGAUAUGUGGAGCUUUUUAAUCCAUGAGUUUCUGAAUGUGAGCCGGUACUCGGCUCUCGACUGUUGGCUUCAA